UCCUCUCAUGAGCAGAUCCUCGCAGACACGCACACGCACACACACUCGGCGCGCAGGUCCAGCGACGGAGCGGAAGGUUGUGCAACAGACAGCAGGAGGCCGGUGGUGGUGCGUCAGCCGCUGUGAGGAGCAGAGCGCAGGGAUGGAGCUGGACCACGGAGCAGCCUCCGAGGACCGCGCUCGCUCGGGAUAAACCACUUAUGGACGCAUUGGAUUAGAGGGAUUCCGUCCAUUGUUUCUCUCCGCAGAGAGUGAGCUGAAGCGCUCCGACAUGGUGAAGCCCGGGCUGUGAGCUGCCGUCCGACUCCGGGUGGUCUGGUCUCAGAGAGGGAUCCACUUCAGGCAGGGGGGUAGGGGGGCUGCGCCGGUGGUCUGGUUCCGCUGGGAGCACGCAUGUCUGAACUUCCGGCGCGUGGAGGCGGAGGCGCGCUCAGGUAGGCGAGAGUUGGCGGGCAGCGGUGGAGGAUGGCGGCGCCGGGCCUCCCGGGACCGGGUCGGUGCCAAGAAGCCGGCGGGAGGAUGGUGUGAACGGCAGCUCCUUCGCCCCCACGCUUGGCUCCUCGCCUCCUUCCACCUUCUCUUCUUCUUCUGAGAACAUCAGGUGGCAACUGUUGGAUCCAGUCCUCCCCCGCCCCCCUCCCUCCUCUCUCUCCUCCACCUCCUCCUCCUCCUCCUCCUCCUCCACCACCUCCUCGCCCUCCACCUGGAGCGGACUCAAGCUGUCUGCCUUCCUUCUCCCUUUGGUGUUUUCUUUUCUUUUUGUCGCGGCUUCAGAGGAAUCGCCAAGACCUGUUUCAUGCAUGUCCACUGGCGGCAGGUUCAACUUUGACGAUGGGGGGUCUUACUGCGGCGGGUGGGAGGAGGGCAAGGCGCACGGCCACGGCAUCUGCACGGGACCCAAGGGCCAGGGCGAGUACUGCGGCUCCUGGGCGCACGGCUUCGAGCUGCUGGGCGUCUACACCUGGCCCAGCGGCAACACCUACCAGGGCACGUGGGGCCAGGGCAAGAGACACGGCGUGGGCGUGGAGAACAAGGGCCGCUGGGUGUACAAGGGCGAGUGGACGCACGGCUUCAAGGGACGCUACGGCGUGCGGGAGAGCACCGGCAUGAGCGGGAAGUACGAGGGCACGUGGAACAACGGGCUGCAGGACGGGUACGGGACGGAGACCUACUCGGACGGAGGGACGUUUCAGGGUCAGUGGGUCGGCGGGAUGCGACACGGCUACGGCGUCCGUCAGAGCGUCCCCUACGGCAUGGCGGCCGUCAUCCGCUCUCCGCUCCGCACAUCCAUCAACUCCCUCCGCUCCAGUUCGGAGCACAGCAACGGCACCGCUCUGCUGGACCGGACCGGCGCUGUGGUCCCCGGCCCUCCGCCGGGGCCCGGGACCCUGUCUACCAGCGUGUCCAUGUGCAGCACCGGCAGCAGUGGCAGCAGCCCGGCCGUGUCCCGCGGAGGCUUCGUCCUGACGGCGCACAGCGAGGCCGAGCUGCUGAAGGGGAAGAGGAAGAGCGGCCUGUUCCGAAGAUCCAUCUUGUCUGGCCUCAAGCUGAAGAAGUCCGAGUCCAGGAGCUCGCUGGCUUCACAGAGGUCCAAGCAGAGCUCCUUCAGAAGUGAAGCUGGGAUGAGUACGGUGUCUUCUGCGGCAUCGGACAUCAACUCCACCAUCAGCCUGGGAGAUGGAGACGCAGAGUUGGCCGUGCCCGAUGACGACGUGGACGCCACGGCGACGGAGACCUACUGCGGGGAGUGGAAGAACGACAAGCGGACGGGCUUCGGCGUGAGUCGGCGGUCGGACGGGCUGCAGUACGAGGGCGAGUGGCUCAGCAACAAGCGCCACGGCUACGGUUGCACCACCUUCCCCGACGGCACCAAAGAGGAAGGGAAGUACAAGCAGAACGUCCUGGUGAGCGGCAAGAGGAAGAACCUGAUCCCUCUGCGGGCCAGCAAGAUCAGAGAGAAGGUGGACCGGGCUGUGGAGGGAGCCGAGAAGGCCGCAGACAUCGGGAGGCAGAAAUCAGAGAUCGCCCUCUCAAGGACGGCUCACGCGCAGGGCAAAGCUGAGGCGGCGAUGGCUGCCGCUCAGAAGGCUCAGGAGGAGAGUCGCUUGGCCCGAGUCAUCGCCAAGCAGUUCUCACCGUCCUUCCAGCACCCGGGGAACGGGAUGGAGGUGCAGCGGCCCAAGCGUCAGGUGUCCAGCGAGGUGGAGGGCGAGGGACUGUCCAGCAGCGCCGGCACCGCGGACAGUCCAGACCUGUACGUGAAGAGCUCAGAUGACCCGUCCAUCGCCACGCCGGACCUCAGCCCGCCCUCGUCCUCGCCGCCACACACGCCGCCGCCGCCCGUCAGGCCGUCCCAGCGCAGCAAGAGCGCCCGCUUCCACCGACAGAGUGCAGUGGACCACAGCGACAGGGGCAAGGAUGGAGAGAAGGUCGGCCGACACACCGAGAUUCAGGUGUUGAUGGAGGGAGGCGGGAAGGAGGGAGCUGUUGAUGGAGGGAAGGGCGAGAAUCCCAGAGCCAAGACGUGGAGUGAGGACAAGCGGAGGGGGGCGUCGUCAAAAGCUGGCGUGCAGGUGGGCGGACAACCGUCCAGCAGGACCAACGGACACAAACACAGCUCGUCCAAUCACAAGCCGCGUGAUCACGGCUCAUCCAAUCACAGACAGACGAAGGGAGACAGGUGGACGGAGACGUCCUCCUCCGCCUCCUGGACUUCAGGGCACAGGGGGGGCCACACGAGGGGGGGGCGACUGCUGGAGCAGGACGAGGAGAAGAUGAGCACCUACGAGAUGGAGAUGAAGCCGCUACAGCCGAGGGACUCGGGUCACAAGCACGGCGAGGACAAGCACGGCGAGGGACGCUCGCACGCCACCCAGCGGCCGCGGCACAAGAACCGCGAGGCCAAAGAGAGCAGAGACUCGGACAAGACGGACAGUGUCCGAGCCGGGGAGAAGCUGGAGUCCCGGCCCAUUCGGCGGGACCUCACCCUCUCCCCUCCUCUCAAGUCCUCCCCCAUCACCUCCGCACAGCAGGACCUUAUGAAGAGCAGGAGCAGCUCGGCGUACAGCUCCGUCCUGGUCGCCAUGGUGAUCCUGCUCAACAUCGGAGUGGCUGUUUUGUUUAUCCACUUUUUUAUUUGAAGACUCAAGCCAGUGGGCAGUCCGAGCCCUGCACGGUCCCAGCGACCCGGCUGCGCCAGUGAGACCAUCCCCAGACUCUUGGUUUUCUUUGGUUCGCCGCAGAUCUUUAACUUUUGAUUUCACUUUCACUAUGAACUUCUGUUAGUUUGUUUGGGCCCACGCUGCGCCCCCUGUCGUCCUUGGUUGCUCUGUGCGCCUCACCCUGCAGGGGUGUUGUUCCUGGUGGCUUGGGGUGUGAGAUGGAGGCGUGACCACACACACACACACACACACACACACUCUGGCAGCACGAGGAAACGAUGAGACACAAUUGAUCAGAUGGUUUCCUCCUCAUCUUUAUCAAGUCAGUCUGAAGUUUCUCACUCGCCUGUUGGCUUGAGAGACACGGUGAGGUCUCCUCCUCCUCAGGUCCACUUCUCUCUGUCGCGUGUGUGUGUCCCUCUCACCUCCACACGACGUCGCCAUCAGGAACAACUUCCAGGAGUCGGGAGGAGGCUGCUCACACUUCCCUCCGUCUGGAGUUUGAUCUCUUCCUGUGCCGUUCACACGCUGAACAUCCUUCUUUGUUUGGGUCCGGACUGAUGGAGGUCCAGGAAGUGAGCGCUGUGUGAUGCCCUGCUCCAACCUGUCAGCCCGCAGCAUGCUACAGCAUGCCAAGCGCUCUCUCUCCCUCCCCCUCUCUCCCUCUCUCCUCCUUUCUUUCUUUCUGGGAAGUACUCUGCUUUUUGUUUUGGAGUUCUGUGGAGAAAAUAAUGAAAGUGUUUGA
Molecule: messenger RNA, 3906 nt
Organism: Synchiropus splendidus (mandarinfish)
Lineage: Eukaryota; Metazoa; Chordata; Actinopteri; Syngnathiformes; Callionymidae
Gene: jph3b
Product: junctophilin 3b
Exons: 6
Coding region: 801-3140 (779 amino acids)
Biological process (GO): regulation of synaptic plasticity
Cellular component (GO): plasma membrane; endoplasmic reticulum membrane; junctional membrane complex
Source: RefSeq, a predicted model, not a curated record